Molecule: messenger RNA, 318 nt
Organism: Loa loa (African eye worm)
Lineage: Eukaryota; Metazoa; Nematoda; Chromadorea; Rhabditida; Onchocercidae
Exons: 3
Coding region: 1-318 (105 amino acids)
Source: RefSeq, a predicted model, not a curated record
AUGAGUCGAACAAAGAUUGUUCCUAUUGAGUCAUGUUAUGAACGUGGUCGUUGGGCAUGCUGGGAUUUCUACAACACGAAAUCUACGAAGCAGCAACGUGAACGUCAUACCUCACCAUUAUCGCUAUUCAGUAGCUCGAGUAACAGUUUACCCACAAAAUCAUUCAGAAGUACCUGUAAAUCAUCGAUGUUUUUACCAACUGAUAAUGUGCCACGUACAGCUCCUCCAAAUGACCAACAAUCUGUAAACUUCUCGUUUGAUUUCACGGACGAAUCCGAUAUUGAUAAUCAUCUUACAACAAAAGCGGUUUGUUUUUAA